CGAGCCUGCGGUUUGGGCGGGCAGCGCGAGCUGUUUAGGAAAAGAUGGUUGGUUUCCGCGCGUACUGAGCUUUUCGGCGGUAACGACCGCAAAUGUGGCUGGCUCGGAAAUUCCGGCGCGGGCCCACACCUUCAGUGAUGGCUCACGAAGCACUGGGCUGUGAUCCUCCAAUGCCUUUAGAUGAUAAUACAGCAGAUCCUAUUGCUGAGUUGAUGGGCAGCCAAGGGAGACUGCCUCUGUUCCAGCCUGCGCCUACUGAAGUGGCUGGAAACCAGGGGUCACUGCUCCUGCACCAGACUGCUCCUACUGAAGUGGCUGGAAACCAGGGGUCACUGCUCCUGCACCAGGCUGCUCCUACUGAAGUGGCUGGAAACCAGGGGACACUGCUCCUGCACCAGGCUGCUCCUACUGAAGUGGCUGGAAACCAGGGGACACUGCUCCUGCACCAGGCUGCUCCUACUGAAGCAGCUAGCAGCCAUGGGAGGCCACUCUCGCUCCAGCCUGCUCUUGUUCAGGUGGUCAGCAGCCAAAGAGGACCAUUGCUUCUCCAGCCUAUUCCUACUCAAGUGGCCAACAGCCAGGGAGGACCACUCCUUCUCCAGUCUUCUCCUCCUCCUCAAGUGGCUAACAGCCAAGAGGGUCCUCUCCUCCAGCCUCUUCCUGAAGUGGCCAGCAGUCAAGGGAGACCCCCUGUGCUCCAGCCUUCUCCACAGGUGCCAGUUGACCUGACAGGGGAAGUAGAGCUCUUUGAAGAGAACGUGGAGAACACCGGUCCAGGAAGUUCAGGGGAGCCUAGGCAGGAGUCUGAUGCUAAUGACGCUGUCCAAGCACCCUCACUAGAGUCAAUGAGCAGCUUCAUCAGUGGGCUGCAGAGACUUCAUGGCAUGCUGGAAUUCCUGAGGCCUCUACCUUUCGGCCAGAGUGUGGGGCCGCUGAGAGCAAGAAGGAGGGGACGUGUUUCACGUAGGGCAAGAGCUGGAGCAUCCCAGAGGACAGAGAGUGCCAGGUCCAGAGCACCUUUGGAUGCUUACUUUCAGGUGAGCAGGAGCCAGCCUCACUUGCCAGCUUCAGAGAUUAGGAAUCCAAUGUCUGAAGAUGCCCAGGUAUCGGGCAGUUCUGAUUCCGACAGUGACAGCUCUACAGAGUCUGAAGAAGUUGUCCAGACAGAGCCCAGAGCCGUUGCUGCAGAAGAACAACAAGGAGAUGUCUUGGAAGACCAAGAAGUUACACGUAUUGGCCAAGAUGAGACCCUCACCAAAAAGCAGUCUCCCCAGAAGUCCAGCACUCCUCUGCCUACUGCUUCCAUGGAUGAAGAAGAUGAAGAAGGGGACAUUUGUACAAUAUGUUUUGAACAGUGGACCAGUGCUGGGGAUCACCGGCUCUCAGCAUUACGCUGUGGCCACCUCUUUGGAUAUAGAUGCAUUUCUAAGUGGCUCAAAGGUCAAACACGGAAAUGUCCCCAGUGCAAUAAGAAGGCCAAGCACAGUGACAUUGUUGUCCUUUAUGCCCGAACCCUGAGAGCAUUGGACACUAGUGAACAGGAGCGUGUGAAAAGUGCCUUAGUGAAGGAGCAAAUGUUAAGGAAGCAGGCUGAGUUAGAAUCUGCACAGUGCCGACUCCAGCUUCAGGUCCUCACUGAGGAAUGCAGUAGACUUCGCACUCGUGUCCAGGACUUGCAAAAACUUAUGAAGGAACAGGAUCAGAUUUCAGUGCAACGCCAGGUCUCCGGAGCUCAUUUCCUGAACUCCCUGCCCGCCAGCCAGAGCCAGCAUAAGUACCACUUCCAGAAGAUUUUCACCGUGUCUCGGAUAGGGAGCUGCCGCAUCAUGGCGUACUGCAACGCCCUGAGCUGCCUGGUGGUGUCACAGCCUUCUGCUCAGGCUUCCUUCUUUCCGGGCUUCGGUGUGAAGAUGCUGAGUACUGCCAACAUGAAAAGCAGUCAGUAUAUUCCGAUACAUAACAAACAGAUCCGCGGACUGGCUUUCAGCACGCGGUCCAAAGGCCUGCUGCUCUCGGCUUCCCUGGACAACACUAUUAAACUGACCAGCCUGGAGACAAAUACUGUGGUCCAGACUUACAAUACUGGACGACCUGUCUGGAGCUGCUGUUGGUGUCUCGAUGAAAACAACUACAUCUACGCUGGACUGGCCAAUGGGUCAAUUCUAGUGUAUGACCUGCGAAACACAAGCUGUCGUGUGCAGGAACUAGUCCCUCAGAAAGCCAGAUGCCCCCUGGUGUCCCUGUCAUACAUCCCCAGAGCUGCCUCGGCUGCAUUUCCAUAUGGUGGGGUACUGGCUGGAACCCUGGAAUACGCUUCCUUCUGGGAGCUGAAAAUGGGCUUUUCACACUGGCCUCACAUGCUGCCCCUGGAACCAGGGGGCUAUGUGGACUUUCAGGCAGAGAGCAGCACCCGACACUGUCUGGUAACCCACAGGCCCGAUAAGAACCACAACACCAUGCGAAGUGUGCUAAUGCAGAUGUCCUACAAGCUGGAUGACGCCGGGGAACCAGUUUGCUCCUGCCAUCCUGUGCAGACAUUCCUCGGGGGACCCACUUGCAAACUGUUGACCAAAAGUGCCAUAUUCCAAAGCCCACAGAAUGAUGGCAGUAUCCUGGUCUGUACUGGCGAUGAAGCAUCAAAUUCUGCCCUGCUAUGGGAUGCUGGCAGUGGCUCGUUACUGCAGGACCUGCAGAAUGAUCAUCCUGUCUUGGACAUCUGCCCAUUUGACGUGAACCAUAGCAGCUACCUGGCCACCUUAACAGAGAAGAUUGUCCACAUCUAUAAGUGGGAGUGACCUCCGGUGUGCUGCUCAUUGGCCUUCAGUGUUGUUACCCCUGAGCAAGAUGCCUGCUUGGUGCCUGCAGAUGAGAACGUCUGGCUCCUUGGGUUAGGGUGGUCCCGAGGCAUGUGUAUCUGCUCUAUCCAUGAGGCCAAUGACUGCUGCUGUGCCAUCUGUGUAAUUACUUCCUUGGGUAAAAGGCCUUCGUGAAUCUUUGCUGGAAACCUUCUUGCUGUCUAUAUUUUGCUGGUGUCCUGUCAGCAGUCAUUUAGGAUCUGAGUGUGCACCAAGUGUUUUCUGGGUGAUCUGACACCCACUGCCCAACUGAGCAUCUUGUUGGGCUAAUUGCUACAUCCCGAAGGGGCCGACCUUCCAGGCUUGGUACAUCACUGACACAGAAGAGUCUGUCUCCCACUGAACACGAGACCCCUGGAGAACCCUGUGUAGGGUGCGAUGUUAUUUCUGAGCCUGAAGGCUUAUGACCUAGUACGUGCCUCAUCUGUGCCGAAGUGUGCAGCAGUGUUGCCACUUGCGUUUUUCCAGGCACGCAGUGGGAGGGUGUUGGCGAGUCCGGUGGUGGAGGUGGCCUCAGCUAAUGCUGUGUGCACUAAGGUUCACUGCAUUGUGGGAGCUAAGGAAGGGGUCCAGUUGUGUGAACAAUGGGGAGGGGUCAUUUUCCUCCAGCUUGCCUAGGAUCUCAGGAUUUUAUCUAAGCCAGUACUUUAAGGACAAUUCUUUUCUCCCCCUGCUAGGAAUAGAUGAGUAAUAUGUCAGAGUUCCUACUUGACUCUCCCAGAGAUCAGGAGCAAGGGACUCAAUAAGAAGGCUGAGUCAGGUGGACAGCAUGAACCACAGAGAGACGCUGUCUCAGG
Messenger RNA from Fukomys damarensis (Damara mole-rat), 3652 nucleotides. RefSeq names its product ring finger and WD repeat domain 3 (gene Rfwd3). Gene Ontology annotation, biological process: double-strand break repair via homologous recombination; protein ubiquitination; interstrand cross-link repair. Gene Ontology annotation, molecular function: protein binding; ubiquitin protein ligase activity. Bases 93 to 2795 code for a protein of 900 amino acids. The record is from RefSeq and is a predicted model, not a curated record. The transcript is spliced from 13 exons. Gene Ontology annotation, cellular component: site of double-strand break; nucleus. NCBI's taxonomy places the organism in Eukaryota, Metazoa, Chordata, Mammalia, Rodentia, Bathyergidae.